CUUAUCCAAACACACAACACUAGCCAGUAGUUAGUACUGACCAAUACACUAAUGCCAAUUCUUCAUUGAGUAUCACAGACCCCUUCAGAGAAAAAAAUGGCAUCAGUAUUAGGAACUUGUUCCACUUCAGCAGCAAGAACAGCUACAUUCGCUUGUACACCUUUCUCUUCUCGUUCCUCUAUCUCUGCUGUUUUCUCCUUUUUCCCUUCUUCAGGACAGAGUCAAGGGAGGAAGUUUUAUGGACAAAUUAGACUCCCAGUUAAGAAAGGGAGGUCCCAAUUCCAUGUGGCAAUUUCCAACGUCGCAACUGAAAUCAGCCCUGCUCAGGAACAGGCUCAGAAACUUGCUGAAGACAGCCAGAGACCCGUGUAUCCAUUUCCAGCCAUAGUGGGGCAAGAUGAGAUGAAGUUAUGUCUUUUGCUGAAUGUAAUUGAUCCAAAGAUUGGAGGCGUGAUGAUAAUGGGUGAUAGAGGAACUGGGAAAUCCACCACGGUUAGGUCUUUGGUGGAUUUACUUCCUGAAAUCCAAGUUAUUUCUGGUGAUCCAUUCAAUUCAGAUCCAGAUGACCAAGAAGUAAUGAGCGCUGAAGUCCGUGACAAAUUGAGGAAGGGAGAGCAGCUUCCCGUAUCUUUCACCAAAAUUAACAUGGUUGAUUUACCACUAGGUGCUACUGAGGACAGGGUGUGUGGAACAAUCGACAUUGAGAAAGCACUUACUGAGGGUGUGAAGGCAUUUGAGCCUGGUCUUCUUGCUAAAGCUAACAGAGGAAUACUUUAUGUCGAUGAGGUUAAUCUUUUGGAUGACCAUUUGGUAGAUGUUCUUUUGGAUUCUGCAGCAUCAGGAUGGAACACUGUUGAAAGAGAGGGAAUAUCAAUUUCACACCCUGCUCGAUUUAUCCUUAUUGGUUCAGGUAAUCCUGAAGAAGGAGAACUUAGGCCACAGCUUCUUGAUCGAUUUGGAAUGCAUGCCCAAGUGGGGACCGUGAGAGAUGCAGAGCUGAGAGUGAAGAUCGUUGAGGAAAGAGCUCGUUUUGACAGGAACCCCAAGGAAUUCCGGGAGUCAUACAAGGCAGAGCAAGAAAAGCUCCAGAACCAAAUCUCCUCAGCCAGGAGCGGGCUUUCUUCUGUUACGAUAGAUCAUGAUCUUCGUGUUAAAAUCUCUAAGGUCUGUGCAGAACUGAAUGUUGAUGGAUUGAGAGGUGAUAUAGUCACUAACAGGGCAGCCAGAGCAUUGGCCGCACUAAAAGGAAGAGAUAAGGUAACUGCAGAGGAUAUCGCCACUGUCAUUCCCAACUGCUUGAGACACAGACUUAGGAAGGAUCCGUUGGAGUCUAUCGACUCGGGUUUACUUGUUGUUGAGAAAUUCUACGAAGUUUUCAGCUGAAGAGGUAGAGGGCUUUCUUCUUUGAGUAACACUUGCCUGCGAAAGCUGUUUUAUAGAGUAACAUACUUGUUUUUGGCUUUAGUUUCCAUUCUCAAAUAAUCCUAAGAUUUGAUAAUUGUAAAACUAGAGUUUUGCUGAAGAUGGUCUUUUGUACUGUGCUUAAGGGAUGGGUUCGGAAUUACCUUGUGGCUAAACAUACUGGUAUUUGAUUAUUAUUAAUCUGGUUAUUCAUUCCUUGCUUA
Molecule: messenger RNA, 1625 nt
Organism: Capsicum annuum
Lineage: Eukaryota; Viridiplantae; Streptophyta; Magnoliopsida; Solanales; Solanaceae
Product: magnesium-chelatase subunit ChlI, chloroplastic
Exons: 3
Coding region: 97-1383 (428 amino acids)
Biological process (GO): chlorophyll biosynthetic process
Cellular component (GO): chloroplast stroma
Molecular function (GO): ATP binding; ATP hydrolysis activity; magnesium chelatase activity
Source: RefSeq, a predicted model, not a curated record